Salvia miltiorrhiza (redroot sage) is the source of this 1845-nucleotide messenger RNA. RefSeq lists its product as uncharacterized. The coding region runs from base 1 to 1845 and encodes 614 amino acids. NCBI's taxonomy places the organism in Eukaryota, Viridiplantae, Streptophyta, Magnoliopsida, Lamiales, Lamiaceae. The transcript is spliced from 2 exons. The record is from RefSeq and is a predicted model, not a curated record.
AUGAAAAAGCUAUUCUUGGAACAUUUUUUUCCGCCCACCAAGACGAAUGCGCUGAAGAAAGAAAUUAGUGGAGUGAAGCAGGAGUACGACGAGUCAUUGAGCACCUACUGGACUCGAUUUAGGAGAUUGGUGGACAGUUGCCCCAACCAUAAGUUUUCGGAUGGGGAUUUGCUGCAGUACUUCUAUCAGGGGAUGACCGUGGAUACUAAAAACCUUGUGAAUUCAUCGAGUGGAGGAGGGUUUUCCCAGAAUACUGUGAGUGAAGCCAAACGAUUGAUUCAGCACUUGGUGGAUGCAACGAGGGAGUAUGAUGAGCCACGCAUUCAAAUGCUCAAGAAAGAUGCGCAAGCAAGCUCCUCAAAUUUGGAUGACAAGUUCGAAGAGAGAUUGGGAAGGAUAGAGAGAAUGCUAAGCACUGUGGUGGAGAAAGUGGCGAGCGCUGGACAACCGACGGAAAAACCAUGUGGAGCGUGUGGAAACUUUGGCCAUACGAGCUUGCAGUGCACAGGGGCCGAGCAGAAGGUGCAAAUCGAAGGACUAUCCCGUCAGAUGUCUCAGCUCGCCACAUCCAUGAAUCAGCUUAAGGGAAAUAAUGGGACUUUGCCAUCUCAAGUUCAUGUGAAUCCCAAGGAGAAUGUCAACAAGAUCACCCUGAGGAGCGGUACAGAGUUGGACGGACCGACAACCCAGAAAUCUCAAGAUGGACCGCAUGUAGAUUCUGGAGUCGAAUUUCAUGUGGAGGAAUUCGAGCGUUCUGUUGGUACGACAGAUCCAGUCAUUCAACAGGCAGAACAGUCCCGUUUGGCCAAACAGAACAAGGGGCCGACAGCUGAGCAGAAAGGGAAAGGAGCAGUACUUGAAUCCACCGAGGAGGAGCAACCCAAGGUCUCUAAACCUUCGAGCCUACCUGACCCUAAGGCUGCAAUAUCAGUUCCCUUUCUAGGAAGAUUGGCGAAGAAGAAGCCGGAGGAGGAGCUCAUCGAUUUUGUGAAGAUCUUCGGCAAACUUGAAGUGAAUCUUCCAUUCUUGCAAGCGUUGAAAAUCCCUCCUUUUGGGAAAUUUGUGAAGGACUUCAUAGCUGGAAAUUCCAAGGCAACUGGUAAGAUUGUGAUGGGCGAGAACGUCUCAGCUGCACUCAAGAAGGAGUUACCCGCCAAGUGCAAAGAUCCCGGUAUGUUUUCUCUCCCCAUUUACAUUGGUGAUACUAGGAUCGAGAAUGCUAUGUGUGACUUAGGAGCGUCUAUCAAUGUUAUGCCUCUCACUGUUUACAAUAGAUUGUCGGGUGUAGAAUUGGUAGAUACUAGAGUAGUCAUUCAGUUAGCCGAUAGGUCUUGUGUUUAUCCCGAAGGUUUGCUUGAGAAUGUUCUUGUGAGUGUGAAUAAUUUUGUUUAUCCUGCCGAUUUCUAUGUGGUGAGGAUGAGUGGAGUGCAAUCUAAGGGUUCAACGGGGAUCCUUUUAGGUCGUCCGUUCCUAAGAACUACAAAGUCAAUCAUAGAUGUUAGUAAUGGCACGAUUUGUCUGGAUUAUCAUGGGGAGAAAUACACUUUUAGUAUGGAUGAUGCCAUGAAAAAUCCUAAUGAUGCUGAAAAUGCUUAUUCUAUUGAUGUGAUUGACCCUCUCGUCCAAGAAUUUCUUGAGACCGAAUUCAUGCAGGAUAAGUUGGAGCUCACUAUGAUAAAGAGUUGGACAGAUUUUGAUGCUCAAGGGAUGAACGAUGCAGAGGUCAAGGAGGCCAUCAUGUCUCUUUAUGCACAACCGGAGAUGGUCAGUUCGGGAAGCCAGUUCUGUUUGCCCAAACAGACACCGUACGACAGACCACUGAGAUCCGAUGAGAAGCCAACCUGA